UAUUGGUCCAAGAUAAAGAACAACCAAAGAGAAUAGGUUUGUUAAGUUUCAUGCUCAACAGCCCCCACCAGACAAAUAUAGUAUAAUUUUAAAAAAAAAUCCCUUAAUUUCUUAUACCUAUCCUACCCGUGGGCUCUGGAUGAAAAGAGACCAGUUACCCGGCUGGAACUUGCAGCUAUCUGAACAUCCAACCCUCCCUGCUGCUUUUGGUGAAGAGCGUUUCAUUUUAACAUUGAUUCAUUCUUCCAUCACAAAACUGCUAAAUAAUUCACUCUCUUUUCUUUCACGUGGGGAUGCGAUUAAAGAUGCAGAUAAUCCUACUUUGUCAUCCUGGCCAUUCAAACUGUCUCCGUUUAUUUUCUUCAGGUUUUGUUUGGACAUCUUUCAAACCUAUGAAGAAAAGAAACAGAAACAGCAUCCCUGUUAUUACUUCACAUUUUUAUUUCCUGCUGGUAAUAAAAAAAUACCGCAACUGCCUUGAGAAACAAAUUCUCUUUAGUUUCCUCUUCACAUUACGUAGCCACAGCCUGUCUGAGCAGCACCAGGGAUCCACAUCUCACUCGAGAACUCCCCAGAAGAAAGGCCGGCCACUCCUUGCUCUGCCACCCGCUUGAGAGUUGCCACCACAGCAGACACAGCAAGCUAACACAGGCAAACACCGUGCCGUGCCUUCAACGCGGCCCUGGACUUCUACAGCUGUUCCAACUAUUUGAAGUUAACACCUCCACACAUUAUCCCACGUUGUAAGACAGAGCGUUUCUCGGAUGCGAAGCACCGAAGCAGCUUCCAGGCGUGCUGCCGCAGAACUAAAGGACGGUUUUUUGCUAGCGAUAAGCAAAGAACAGAAGGGGACGGAAGGAAAAGCUGAGGCAGUCAGCUGCCAGGCUCGGGCCGUUGCGAUGCGCGGCGCCCAGACGGCCCGGCCCGGCCCGCUCGCUCCCUCCCACCACGACGCGCCGUGCGCCAGGCGCCCCUCGGCCCGGCCGCCGGUGAUGGCGGUCCGCGCCCGCUCAAACCGCGCGGACGGCACGCGGGGCCGCAAAGCCUUUCCGCCCGCUGCGAGUUGCGUCACCCGGUUACUUCAGGCCCUGAGAACUCAACACGCCACCUCCCGGAACGCAGCCCGUUCCAGGACGACGAGCCCCGUUCUUAUUUGAGGGAAGCACCGGGCCCUCAGAGCGCAGCCCGCCAGGCACGGCACGGCACGGCCCGCCGCCCCUUCUCUGCCCCUCGCUGCAGAGCAGAGCAGGGCAGAGCAGAGCAGAGCAGAGCAGAGCAGCCCCACCCGCCGGGCCGAAACUAGCCGCUCCGAGGCAGACCUCCAACAGCACCCCGCCGCUCCAACCCGGAACGCCCUUCUUCCUUCUCCCCUCCUUCCACCACGGUGCUCUGGGAAAUGUAGGCGGUGCGCCCCGCCUCCCGGCCGGGGAAAGAAAGGCGUGUGGGUAAGGCGGUCGUCCCGGCGCCCCGUUCUCAGCGCAGAAGAUGGCAGCGCGGGAGGCUGCGGAGGCCGGGCUGUCCGCGGAGCGGCUGCAGGAGGCCGAGGAGGAGGCGGCGAGGAACGGGGCGAGCCCCGCGGGAGGUGGCGAGGCCGCGGCGCUCAAUGGUGAAGUUGACUGUACAAAAGUGGAAAGCAACAACCUGUCUGUGAAAGUUGGUGAAUCAGAAGUAGAAACCAAAGAAGAAAGAAGAGAGCAUGAAUCCAUAAAGGAACCUGAUAGUAACAUUUUGGAUGGUUCAUCUGAUUAUCCAAGAGAGAAACAUCUUUCCAUUCAAAGACAACUUGCUGAUCUAGAGAAACUGGCUGACCUGAAUGAAGCUGAAAAGAAGCCUUGUCCCUUGUGUCCUGAAGAGAAAUUUAAAGCCUGCUAUGGCCAUAAACUUCAUCGUCACCUCCAGAAUUUGCACUGGAAAAUUUCUGUGGAAUUUGAAGGAUACAGAAUGUGUAUCUGCCACUUGCCUUGUCGUAUAGCAAAACCAAACUUCGUUGCAGAUCAGACAUUUUCAAAGAUGGGAGCACAUUACCACUGUAUCAUCUGCUCAGCAACUAUCACACGAAGAACUGAUAUGAUAGGACAUAUUAAUCGCCAUGUCAAUAAAGGAGAAACUGAAUCAAGAUUUAUUACAGCUCCCGCUCCCAAGUCAUCUUGUGAAGUGCUGAAAGAGGCAGACACAGAUGUGCAGGUUCUUCCCAACUAUUUCACACCUCAAAAGACAGACUCCUAUUUUAAUCCCAAAAUGAAGCUCAACAGGCAACUGAUAUUCUGUGCUCUGGCUGUUCUAGCUGAGGAACGUAAACCAAUAGAAUGUUUGGAUGCAUUUGGUGCUACUGGUAUAAUGGGAUUACAGUGGGCAAAGCAUCUCCGAAGUUCUGUCAAAGUUACAAUUAAUGAUUGUAAUGAGAAUUCUGUGACAAUGAUUCAGGAAAACUGCCAUUUAAACAAAAUGAAGGUGAAAGUGAACACUAAGAAAGAAGACAAUUACGAAGGUAUAGGAGAUGGAGAAGAAAAUGCUGAUACCAUUGAGGUGACAAAAAUGGACGCCAAUGUUAUAAUGCAUUUGAGAUCAUUUGAUUUUAUACAUUUGGAUCCAUUUGGAACUUCUGUAAAUUACCUGGAUUCUGCCUUCAGAAAUGUGAGGAAUCUUGGAAUUGUGUCGCUGACAUCCACAGACAUUAGUUCUCUGUAUGCAAAGGCUCAGCAUGUCGCCCUGCGUCACUACGGAUGUAACAUUGUGCGAACAGAGUACUACAAGGAGCUGGCAGCCAGGACAGUCAUUUCUGCUGUGGCAAGAUCUGCAGCUCGCUGUAACAAAGGCAUUGAAGUCUUGCUUGCAGUAGCCCUAGAACACUUUGUUCUUGUAGUCGUCAGAGUUUUAAGGGGACCAUCUCCUGCAGAUGAUUCAGCGAAGAAAAUAAGAUAUCUCAUCCACUGUCAGUGGUGUGAGGAGAGAAUUUUUCAGAAAGAAGGCAAUAUGGUUGAAGAAAAUCCUUAUCAGCAGCUGCCUUGUGAUUGUCAUGGCAGUAUGCCUGGGAGGACAGCGGUAGUUCUUGGUCCUCUCUGGUCAGGAGCUCUCUUUAAUACUGGAUUCCUCAGAAGGAUGCUGUUUGAAGCUGUCCAGUAUGGCUUAGAUGAAGUCCAGCCACUUUUGAAGACAGUGGUUUGUGAAGCUGAGUGUACAACUUCAAAGAAUUUUUCUAUCCAUAAUCCUUCUGAUGAAAACAAACAAGAAGAAUGUGGCGUAUAUAUUAAAACACCAGAUAUGCUGGCGGAGUCUGAUGUGGUGCCUGGAAAAAGAAAAAAUAAUGAAAUGAUGCGAAAUGCGACCAAGCGACAAAAAACUGACAACAGUGCUGAGCACCCUGCAUUUUACUACAAUAUUCACAGACACAGUAUUAAAGGAAUGAACAUGCCCAAGUUAAAUAAGUUCUUAAACUACCUCUCUGAAGCUGGAUACAGAGUCAGCAGAACCCACUUUGAUCCUAUGGGCGUUCGCACCAAUGCUCCCUUGGCACAGUUCAAGACUGUUCUCAUGAAGCACAGUACUCCUACGUAUGCUGGGGGGCAAACAGAAGGCCCUCUCCAUCUGACAGAAGAUGUCCAGAUGGGAGACCAGCUUCAAGCUGCUGCAGACAGCAAGGCAAAAGAUGAUGAGUUUCUGGAAGAGAAUAAAUCUGGAGACACUGCCACUAUCUUCACAGAAGACUGCCCUACUCACUGUGCAGCUGAUUAGUCCAAUCCUUUUGGGUUUAGAUGAGAACUUGCACCUACACUCUGUUUCAAGUACACCGGUACUCCUUGCAGACCUGGAAUUUGACAGUUUGAAAACCCUGCAAUUUCAAUUGGAGAGGACAUCUUAGAAUUCUAAAACUUAGCACUGAACGCAGCAGUGUGUAUGGUCAAGAUGCUUUUCCUGUGGGAAAAUUUCUAGACAGUUGGUUCUUUCACACAUCCACUUUCACACUGAGCAUUGUAGCCAGCACCAAGUCUUUGUACAGCCUUAUUCAAGCUACUGGAACAGAAUCCAGGAGAGUGGAUGGGGCCAAAAGUCGGAAGCAUUUCUGAACGUAAAUGUAGUUUGAAUCAGAUGAUCGUUCCUAAAACCUGGCCUGUUAGAACUCAAAGGGAAGUGACAUUAGGGUGAUAAAAUACAGGACAAAACGUGAUGUGAAGCCAGAAGAUGCAACUUGGUGCACUUGUAACUCCAUAUUGCUCAUGUAGUUUGGCCUUUAAUUUUGUUUCUGUAGAUCUACCUAUGGGCAAAAUCCUAACAAGUGAGAGCAGAAAGGAACCCGUACAGAGCUGUGACAUAAACUUCAGUUCCUAACUAAGCUUUAGUGAUUUGUCUGUACUCACUCUGGGUAGUUUGCUUGCUAUGAGAUUUAGUUUGGUUGUACACUAAAAAAAAAAAAAAAAAAAAGAAAAAGAAAAAAAAAAAAAGGUAUAGUGACCAGACAUCACAAUCUGAAGUACUAUUAACAAAUUCUUCUGGAACAGUUUGCUGUUAAAAGAUCUCUUCAGUGACUGAGCAGAGAUCCUAUUUGUUGGUAGUCAUUUUGGGUUUCUUUAAAUACAUGGCAACAUUCCAAUCAAA
Messenger RNA from Phasianus colchicus (ring-necked pheasant), 4593 nucleotides. It is a transcript of the gene TRMT1L, whose product is annotated as tRNA methyltransferase 1L. Lineage: Eukaryota; Metazoa; Chordata; Aves; Galliformes; Phasianidae. Gene Ontology annotation, biological process: tRNA N2-guanine methylation. Gene Ontology annotation, cellular component: nucleus. The record is from RefSeq and is a predicted model, not a curated record. Gene Ontology annotation, molecular function: tRNA (guanine) methyltransferase activity; RNA binding.